This is a messenger RNA of Caenorhabditis auriculariae, 6599 nucleotides long. NCBI's taxonomy places the organism in Eukaryota, Metazoa, Nematoda, Chromadorea, Rhabditida, Rhabditidae. The record is from the annotation of a GenBank genome assembly.
AUGGGCUUGUAUAAAUUGUGGAAAGUAAAACGAAGGGCUGACAAAGCUCUGGCCAAAUUCGAAUGGACUGUCAUGAAUCUCCGAAGGUUAAUAUUUUCACCAUUGGCUAUAAUUUUGUUUGAUACGAUUUUUAAGGGAAAGAGCUGGAGAAGAAAGAAUAUUAACUUUUAAGCAAAAAUUGAAGAAAAAGUUGUCAUAUAUUUAUCCGCCGUGGAGGAAACGCGAACCUGUAACGUUUUAUGAGCGGAUUUUCAAACAAGGCACAAGGUUUAAAAAUCAAAUUUCAUUUUCCAUGUCUCUAUUUUCAGUGAAAAUGCUGUUGGAAUGCUUGUUCGGAAUAUAUUAAUGGUUGAACUUUUUGGGUUACUUAUCUACAUAAUUCUUGCUUUCAAAUAUGCGCAUUUUCCAGGAGUGUGAGUUUUUAUUGUAGUUGAAAGAAAACAAGUAGAAUUUUCAGUGUCGGUACAACAGUUUCAUUGAUUGUUCAUGUAUUCCUUUUUCAAACUUUACUUUUUCCAAAGGUUUCUCAGAGCAAAGAAUCGAGUUCUAAAUUUUUUUUUUAGUUGAUGUAUUACUUUACAAUCGCGGUUCACUGCAUGUUAAGCAACAAAAUUCGAGGAUUACUGGUGAUUCUCAUCAUGGUCAUGGCGUUUGAAGUUUGUUUAGUUUAUUUGAGUUCAAAAAAAAAGUAGAAGAAAAAGCUGGAAAAGGCGCAAAUUGGAAUUUCUUGAUUACCGUAGAAGAUAGGAGUCGACUGCAGAGGGAACAUUUUAUAUGACGACAAUUUUUGACAAACGGAAAUUUUUUUUGAUUUUUUACAUGUCACAUUUUCUGGAUAUAUCCUAGGGCCCAGCGAUGAACAUAGUUCAAAAUAUUCACGGCGUCGCUUCUGGAGUCGCCUGUCUUCAGGCCGACGUUUUAGGGGCUCAACACGAUUUGCAGAGUAAUUUGGCAGAUAAAGGGGCGGUUCGUCUUCUAAUUAUCAUUAAUAUUUUUUAGAACUAACAUGUAACCAAAAAUAACUAGAAUUCAAGUCAAUGGUGGCGCGAGUUCGAAAUGUAAUGUUAAAAGUGGCGGAGCCGGUGACAAAAUUGAAGAGAUUGAUUGGGAGGAUCGACGAGAAGGCCACGAAGUCCGAAUUAAUUUAGAAAAUGAUAAGUUUGAAGGUUUUUAAGAUUUGUCGAUGUGAUGCGGAGGAAUUACGCCAUCGUCUCAGGCCUUUCCAACGAAUGUCGUCGUCAUUUGGAAGGUCCUUUCACUAAAGUGAGCACUUGAGAUUCAUUUUUGAAGGGCGGAUCUGCUUGAGAAUUCCGGAUUACAUAUUUAAAAUCACGAAAAUCUAACUUUGGCCAAUUUAAUACUCAAAAAUAGGUUCUUCGCUUCGAGACCUUCGUGAAAAUACUCCAUGCGCCUUUAAAAAAGUUUUUUUUAUCUGAAAAAAAAAUCCGGCGUUAUUAAAGGAUCAUCGUCUCUCACGAUAAUCAAACAACGCGAUAGGGUACUGUAGGGGACUGAGUUAGCUUCUUGAAAUUCAAAAUCUUAAGAAUAGCUCCAGGUCGACUUUGAACAUGUGACCAUUUGAUUGCCAUCUCAAGCCCCUACCAAUUGAGCCAUCGCGCCUUUUUUUUCCAGUGCAUCAACUUUUUCGACGGAGGCUACACUUCCUGUAAAGACAAGGCGCGGUUCUUCGGCUCCCAAGGCGGCUCCUGUGACGUCAUCCUGGCGACUUCUUCGGUUGCGUUGCGUCGCGCGUCGCGGCUGACCCAUUCUCUUUAGAUAUGCGACAUCGCCAAGGGAUUUUCGACGUCGGUUUGCAAUUUCCCGCAGGCUAUCAAGAGAGGUUCGCGUCGCGAUGAAUGAAGCGGAACAUUUUUUUUUUGAGGGGUGAAAGGGGCUGUUAUCCCGUUUUAUGUCAACUUUUUCCAAGCAGUCGAGGAGAGCGUCAGGGUUCUGCUCACUUUUCACGUCCAGGCCGCUGAAUGGGUACUGUAUCUUGAUUUCAGCUGUGUUUUAGAGUAGGAGCUCAAAAACUUACCAAGGAAAAAAUUCAGUAAAAAAGGCGAAAUUGCGCUCCACGGGUAAACUUUUUUUUUCUUGCGAUUUUCAAGUUUUUCAUGCAUUUUUUUUCACAAGGGAUCGAGCGUCAGGAAAAAAAAAACAAAAAAUGAAGAAAAUCGGAAAUUUCGAAUCUUUAUCGUUCUUGGAGCAAAUAUUCCCUACGGCCUUUUUCCGGCUGAUUUUUAGUGACUACUUUUUCAAGAUCCAUUCCAAUUUCAGGCCUUCGAAAAAGUGAAGCCAGCUAUCGCCGUGCUCCGACAAACUGGCGGAGUCCGACUCCGAAGUAACAGCACCAAAGAAGGAAGCGAAAUUUCGGCCGAAGAUGACGCGACCAAAUCCUUGAGAAGCGUGCGUUUGCGGUCGCGUCGUGGUUACGAACCAUAUUUGGAACUGUCUGGCUUCUUUGGCCUCUCUUUCUUUUUAACAUAUGGUCAUUUCUGAGAGACAGAAAAGGUUAGGAAAAGCUAACUGUUCCUUUUGAGAAGACUUGAGAGAGAGAGGGUACAGACAAGUUAGAGGGUUUCAACUGGCGGCAAAUCUAAAAUAGCACUACUAGUUUAUACUCAAAGGGGCGUGGCCUGUUUGGGCUCUCCAUUAACCAUGCACUAUCUCUUCCCUUAUCGUGUCAAAACCCAUUUUUCGAAGACUGUCAUGAAUCAACUAUAGAUAUUUGAACUAUCUUGAUAGACUUUCAAUAAUGCUGAAAACGGCUCCUCGCUUCAAGACCUCUGUGAGACUUCCCUAUCUCCAGGCUUUAGAACAACCAAUAAAUAUUAAGAAUAUUUACAGUAAAUUUACUUCCAGAGCGUCAAAAGAAACCUGGCGGCGAUUGUUCAACAGUAUCGUAGCAUCAUCGGUUGGAUUGUACUGUUGUUCCGGUGGGGCGUACUUCCCGCGAUGCUCGCCUGGCCUUUUCUUUACGUUCGUCAUUUUUCUGAGCGAAUUAAAAAUCACGGAGUUGCUCUAUUCUUCGCGUUUUGGCAGUUAAAAAAAAGUUCCGAUUUCAUGCGUUGUGUAAACCGUUUUGCAUUGGCGCUUAAAAAGGACUUUAGAUUUAAGUGCUUAUCCCACAGCUGCGUUCGGUCUAUAUAAUUUUUCAGUAGGGUACAGGAUGCCGCCAAGCGAAAGUAGUUUCUGGUCGGACGCGCUGAAAAAUUGUUUUGCGUUUACGAAUUUUUAAACCGUUUUUGCGAUAUCGAAGCGUUUCAAGUCGUUUUGAAAGUCAGUGAAGCUUUUAGCAACACUAGAGUGGCCCCUAUAGGGCUAUGGGGGAGGGGAAAAAGUGCUCCCUACAUAAAAAAAGUGGUCCCUUGAGUGGAGCCUACCAGAGCCCUCAAGAUGCCCCUGUAGGGGCCACUCUAGUGUCCCUAAACUUGGUCAAUUUCAAGGCGAUCUUCUUCAUCUACCGCUACAACUACGACGACGACUACAAAAAUCGGUUCAUCACUGAGGAAUUUGAGAAAAUCGAUCAGGAUUUCGCUUUUCGAAAAACUGCCACCAAAGCUUUGCCUCUGACGGAUGAUGAGGGGAAAAUUGUGGGUUUUCACGGAAAUAGGCCAGCAAACACAAAAAAGGACUUGAGUCCAGAUAUUUUUUGGUUUUUCCAUCGAUUUUCUUCAAGAAAUUCGCUGACAGUUUUGAAUUCCCGCCAAUUUUAACCGCGACGCAAGGUGGACGCGACGCGGUUCCUCUUUUUUUCAGUACGUCCAUCGCGACGCCUGGAAGAUGACCCACGGUGAGAGGACCGGUUUCUGGCUUUUUGUCUCGUUGACUGUGCUCUCCUGCUUCACACCGUUCUGUAUCUGCCUUCUCGACGUCGGCGUCUAUAACGUGAGCCGAGUCGCGACAUGCGACGCGUCAAUUUUCUGAUUUUAGACGAUUUACGCCGUACAUGUGAUAGUGAACCUGACGCACAUCGAUAUGCCUUCGCAUUAUGAGCUUCAGGUGAAUAUUUGGGAUUUUUUCGGAAAAAAACCGCGUCGCGGUCAGAACAUUCUGAAAAACACGAAUUUUUAUUUUCGAUUUUAUUCCCGUUUCAAAUCUUGCUUUUAAUGAAAUGAAUUCGUUUCGGAAUUUCAAUAGGAAAGUACGCAAAACAGGAAAAAUCCGUAAGAAGUUUUCCGCGCAACCUUCAGUUUGAAAGAUUGUGCGCUCCAUGGCUAAUUUAAAAAAUUUGAAGUGAUUAUAAUUUUUGCCGACCUUUUCCGCUAUAUUUUCGUGAUAAGUGAUAAAAAGUGGAAUUUUCAAGAUAUUUUCUUUUUUUAAAUGUGGCAGAGUACUUUUCUCAAAUUUCUGGGGAGUUUUUCAGAGGCCUCUUUAGGGUUUUUUUAACUUUUUUUAGUGGCCACUUAAGCGGCUAAGACUUAUUGACCGCUUUAGAAGUUAAAUGGUACUAUUAGACUACUGAAAAUCACUAAAGUGGCCGCUGAGACGCAAAAUAGUGAGUUAAGGGGCCACUUUAGUGUCCUUGAGGAACCUCUUAAGUGGCCCCUAGAGCUUUUCGCAUUUCAUUAAAUAUUUUAUUCUUUUUCGCUGAAAUUCAGCGGAUUUUUAUGUAACUUGAAAUGUUUCUAGGUGUCCGGAAGCGGCUACAUUGCCAAGAUAAUGCGUGAAUUCUUGCAAGUUUUCUCGCCGUUGAAUAAAAGCCGUCCGGAAUAGGGAAGAAAUGUGAGAAACUUCAUGUUUUUUUAAUAGAAAAAAAUGAAUAUUUUUCAAGGUGGAGGAACUGUUUCAAAGAGCCCGAACCGCCGAAUUUUCUAGAGUUUGCCGUAAUGCUUGCCAUGUUCCUUGGAGCGUUGUUCUGCUGCCGGUUGAAGGUUGAAAUUUGGCAAAUUUCCAAUUUUUUUUGUUGUUUUUUUGUAGUUUUGUAGCGGUUCCUUCCAAAUUAUUUGUCCGAAAAAGCCGAAAAAAAGUAGUUUGGUAGCCUCGUCUUGAUAUACUUGAUAUACAGAAUGGUUCAUUUCCAUCAAUUCAUGGUUAUUUUGACAAAAGUGUGAGGAAGUGCUAGAGAUUUUUUGAAAUUCACAAAUUGGCUCUCUUUUUCGAAGCUUCUGUGCUCCAUGGAUAAUAUACCCUAUUUUUGAGUUUCCAUAUGUAGCAAUGGAGCGCAUUCGUUUUUUUUUGACAAAUUUUUGUAUUUUUUUGACUUUUUUUUUUAAAAAGUAUACUCUGUUCGAAAAGAUAAUCUUGCGGUUAAGUUUAAAGGAACAUAGGCAAUUUUUGAUUAAGGUCUCGAAGCGAAGAGUCGUUUUUAGAGGUUUUUAGGUGCUUUUGCUUCUUUGAAAAAUCAGAAAAAGAGUUUUAAACAACGAAUUUCCCUAUAAAUUCCUAUUUUUAUGUUCUCUUUAAUAUUCCCCCCUGUUCAGGUCUACUUUGGCCGCCAAACUCUGGCCCUUUGCGACUAUUAUUACCCGGACCGGGUUCGGAUCCGGGCCCUGACCCUUUACAACAAAAUUCUUCAAGAUCGGAAGAAUUUGCUGGCUGAGAUGAUGGGCCAUAGGAAGGUUGGCUUAUAGUCCGUUUUCCGCGACUUUAAACUGUUUUUUUCUCUGCGCCCUCCUCGUUUCUCGGCGGCCCUCUCGUAUUGAUAUGCUAUUUUCAUGUUUCUCUAACCUUGCCGGCGAGGGAACAGGGAGACGCAGACACUCGAAAAAUGUCAAGGGCGAAACUUCUCUGCACCCUCCUAGUCUCUCAUUUUGACAUGCUAUUUUCAUGUUUCUCUGACCUCGCCGGCGAGAGAACAGAAAGACGCAGACACUCGAAAGCGGCGAAUAGACUAGGAUAUACUUGAUUAAAAAAAAUAGGACUAUCCUGCUUCUAGGACGAUAUAAUGGGGAAGGACGACCUCGUGGUGAGAAGAACUCUGCAAAGUCGGGGCUAUUUGAGAUCCGACUGCACGAAAUGCAAGAAGAUGGACUUGAAAGUGGCUGAUCAGUCGUGAGUCACGGCGUUUUUGUUAGUGGAAGAAAAUGCAAAACCAAAAAUGAAGGGGACGUGGUCAAAGCCUCCGCCGUUCGCAUGGGACGUCAUGGAAAUAACAGAUAAUAUUAGAGGCGCAUAUACAAUAGGUCUUGAGACGAGUCGAAAAAAACGCGAUGUUUCUGUUUCAUUUUUUUGAAUGUUCUGAGGGAUUCCGCGAAACUUAAAAUAGCCGUCAGAAAGUAAAAAAUAUGAAAAACGGUAUGUGCGAGAGCGCCGCGGUGCAUGCAUACAACACACUUCACUUUACGGAAAUUCCUCAAAAAUUUCCCUUUUUCUCUAUGAUUUUCCCGGUUUAUUGACGAUUUUUCCUUUGUUUUUCUGAUAAUUUUGAACCAAUCCGAAAUUUUUUCCUAUGAAGAAAUGUCCGGAUCUGCAUCGCUUGCAACGCUUUCUACUGUAUCGAGUGCUUCUCUUUCACUUCGAAUUGCACGAAAUGCGACGACGAAAUGCAGAAUAUCGGCAACUUGGAGCUGUACUACGAGGAGGAGGAGGAUGAUCAGGAACAAGGUGAAAAUUUAGGAGAAAAGGCAAAAAUGAAGCAAUUUUCUAUGGAAGUUUGA